AAUUCGGUAACGAGGUUGUUGUAAUUGUUGUGAAUAGUUGAUAAGCAAAAGAACAGCUGAAAGAAAAACUUUCGAUAUGGAGCCUCAAGAUAUUUAUUACAACAAGGCGGAAUACGUCGAGACGGCUUCGGGUAAUAAAGUGAGCAGGCAAACGGUGCUCUGUGGAUCGCAGAAUAUAGUUCUUCAUGGUAAAGUUAUCGUUCAAUCUGACGCUAUUAUCAGAGGUGACCUGGCGAAUGUUAGAACCGGCCGUUACUGCAUCAUCAGCAAGAACGUCGUUAUUCGUCCUCCGUUCAAAAAAUUCAGCAAGGGCGUAGCCUUCUUCCCUCUGCAAAUGGGAGAUCACGUGUUCGUUGGUGAGCGAGCAGUUGUUAAUGCAGCAGUCGUUGGUUCUUACGUUCACAUAGGAAAGGAUGCUCUGAUUGGGAGGAGAUGCAUUUUGAAAGACUGCUGCUUCAUCGAGGACGGCGCUGUGGUGCCUCCAGAAACUGUCGUGCCUUCCUUCACACGAUUUUCUGGCAAUCCUGCUACCUGCGUAGAGGAUUUGCCGGAGUGUACCUUAGAUUUGAUGCUCGAUUACACUAAGAAUUAUUAUCAGCAUUUCCUACCGGCUAGAGUUUAAAAUCAAAUCUUUCAACACUCAACAGCUGCGUUGAAACUUUAUUAUAUCGGUAGUCUAACAAGUGUUUUUCUCUCAAUCCAUCGAUCUCUGCAAUCUGCUAGUUAACACUUGAAUGAGUGAACACAGGUGUAACUCAUUCCUGGCUCCUUUGUGUUAUGAGUCACUAUUGAUAUGCUUUUUGAACUGAGCUGGGGCGAAAUUUUUAAAUAAACUUGCGUCAGCGCAUGGCGCGAAGCUAAUUUUAGGUGUAUAGUACAAUCUAACAAUGGUGACUAAUCGAAUGACUAAUUGAAAUGGACCGGCCAGAAUUGUUUCCAUAUGCGACACAAUAACGUGUCUCAAUAUGAUAUUAACUACAGUAAAUGUAUAGUUUCCAUUAAUUUAUUAUAAUUAUAAUGAUAGAAUAUAUUAUUCGAAUCGUAUUGUGAUAUCAAAUACAUGCAAUCGCAGUUUCGUUCGUAAUUGAAACCAA
Molecule: messenger RNA, 1094 nt
Organism: Diprion similis
Lineage: Eukaryota; Metazoa; Arthropoda; Insecta; Hymenoptera; Diprionidae
Gene: DCTN5-p25
Product: dynactin subunit 5
Exons: 6
Coding region: 77-622 (181 amino acids)
Source: RefSeq, a predicted model, not a curated record